AUGGCUGAAGACUCAGCAUGCCUUCCUUCUGAUUAUCAGUUUUGGAUGCAGAAGCUUUCUGUCUGGACUCAGGCCUCCACUUUGGAAACCCAGCGAGACAUCUGCCUUCACCUGCCACAGUUCCAGGAGUUCCUGAGGCAGAUGUAUGAAACCUUGAAAGAGAUGGAUUCAAAUACAAUCAUUGAAAGAUUCCCCACAAUUUGCCAGCUGUUGGCAAAAUCUUGCUGGAGUCCUUUUAUCUUAGCUUACGAUGAAAGCCCCAAAAUUCUAAUAUGGUGCUUGUGUUGUCUAAUUAAGAAAGAUCCACAGAAUUCUAGAGAAUCAAAACUUAAUUCCUGGACACGGAGGUUGUUAUCUCAUAUAGUUUCCACAUUCAGAUUUGAUAUAAAAGAAGUUGAUCUUUUUAAUCAAGUUCUUGGGUAUGCACCCACAGACUACUAUCCUGGUUUACUUAAAAAUAUGGUUUUAUCAUUAGUGUCUGAACUCCGGGAGAAUCAUCUUAAUGGAUUUAACAGUCAAAGACGGAUGUCUCCUGAACGAGUAAGGUCCCUGUCGCGAAUCUGUGUCCCACUUGUUACUUUGCCAGAUUUUGAACCACUGGUAGAGGCUCUGCUCACCUACCAUGGACAUGAACCUCAGGAAGUUCUCUGGCCUGAGUUCUUUGAUGCUGUGAAUGAGGCUUUUUUGCUGAAGAAGAUUUCUCUCCCCAAGUCAGCUAUACUCUGCCUCUGGCUUCGGCACCUUCCCAGUCUUGAAAAUACAAUGCUGCACCUUUUUGAAAAGCUCAUCUCCAGUGAGAGAAAUUCUCUGAGAAGGAUUGAAUGCUUUAUGAAAGAUUCAUUGCUGCCUGAAGCUGCUGCCUGCCACCCCGCCAUAUUCAGAGUUGUUGAUGAAAUAUUCAGGUCCGCACUCCUGGAAACCGAUGGAGCCGCAGAAGUACUAGCCUGCAUUCAGGUGUUUACACGAUGCUUUGUAGAAGCUCUGGAAAAAGAAAACAAGCAGUUGAAGUUUGCACUCAAGACCUACUUUCCUUAUGCUUCUCCAUCGCUUGUCAUGGUGCUCCUCCAACACCCGAAAGAUAUUCCGCGGGGACUGUGGCACCAGCCACUGACACAUAUCUCUGAAAUGCUCAAAGAAAUAGUUGAAGACCACGGGUCCUACGGAGGCCCCUUUGAGAGCUGGUUUUUGUUUGUUCACUUUGGAGGGUGGGCUGAUGUCACGGCUGAGCAGUUACUGAUGUCAGAAGCUGAGGCUGAACCCCCAGAGGCCCUGCUGUGGCUCCUGGCUUUCAGCUGCAGCCCAGGCGCCGGGCAUCAGCAGAGAGUGCAGACCAUGGUGGAGGUGAAGACAGUGCUUGGCCGCCUCACGAAGCUCUUCGGGAGUCCAGCCCUCUCGGCCAGGGAUCUGCAGGCAGCAGCUGGAGAGAACCGGGGUGGAGACCCCAGACCGCCUGCUUGUCAGCAGCUGGUCAGACGCCUCCUCCUGCACUUCCUGCUCUGGGCUCCUGGAGGACACGCGAUUGCCCGGGAAGUCAUCACCCUCAUGGCUCAGACGGAUGCGAUAAUGAACGAGAUUAUUGGCUUCCUGGACUGUACUUUGUACAGAUGGGAUCAUCUUUGCGUGGAAGCCCAUAGGUCGAGAAAACUGGCCAGAGAGCUCCUCACAGAGCUGCGAGAGCAAGCCUUGCCCCAGCAGGUUAACCAGUGA
This is a messenger RNA of Rangifer tarandus platyrhynchus (Svalbard reindeer), 1707 nucleotides long. The record is from the annotation of a GenBank genome assembly. NCBI's taxonomy places the organism in Eukaryota, Metazoa, Chordata, Mammalia, Artiodactyla, Cervidae.